Molecule: messenger RNA, 2162 nt
Organism: Halichondria panicea
Lineage: Eukaryota; Metazoa; Porifera; Demospongiae; Suberitida; Halichondriidae
Exons: 8
Coding region: 368-2011 (547 amino acids)
Biological process (GO): peptidyl-L-cysteine S-palmitoylation; protein targeting to membrane
Cellular component (GO): endoplasmic reticulum; Golgi apparatus
Molecular function (GO): protein-cysteine S-palmitoyltransferase activity
Source: RefSeq, a predicted model, not a curated record
ACGUAAUAUGACGUCAAAGCGUCCAAGAAAAAUGGCCGGCUGAACGUUACCAAUGGAAAUGGACGCUUGGGACCUUCGCUAUAAGAGUGUGCACAAUCACCUACAGUUCAUUUCUGGAGAUACUACUGAAAAGUGUGUGUCUCCUCCUUCGUGCUGUUAUUGUCCAUUGGAUAUAAUUGCUCUCAAGUGUUCCCUGACUGCGUUAACGCAAGUUAAUUUGCUCUGAUCUGCUGAUUUGCUCUGUUGCUGAUUUGCUCUCAACUGCUGAUCUGCUGAUCUGCUGAUCUGCUGAUUUGCUCUCAACUGCUCUGAUUUGCUGCUCUGAUCUGCUUAUUUGCUCUGAUUUGCUGGUUCGCUCUGAUCAGCUAUGAUGCAACCUGAUAUCGAGGCCCCUCCUCCUCAGCCUGAAAAGGUCAUGGAGGUCAGCCGUCCUCGUGCUAACGGCUGGAACUGCCCCCUAGACCCCCUUCAGCUGCUUGGAUGGUUCUUUGUGGUGUUUUUUGCCGUUGCCCAUUAUGGUUUUCUCGUGUUCUACACACCCGACUACUGGAGAAUCACCACCUACAUUCUCCCUGGCCUGGUCCUGUUGUCCCAUGUCAUCUGUACCAUUGUGACCACUUCUCUCAACCCGUCUGAGCCCUCUGUCCGUCACCGUGGCACUCACUCCCGACCCAAGUUCAACCCCUCCACUGAUGGCCACGUGAUUGAGGACACAUACUGCAAACUGUGCGAAGCUCAUGUGGGGAUGAAUGCUAAGCACUGCCGUGUUUGUGACAAGUGUGUGACUGAUUUCGACCACCACUGCAAGUGGCUCAACACUUGUGUCGGAAAGCGUAACUACCGCUGGUUCUUUGCAACCAUCUUGACGGCCCUACUGGGAGCAUCCCUCCUGUUUGUGUACAGCUCCUCCCUCUUUGUUGUCUACCUUGUGGACCGAUGCCAGCUCUGUUACGACUGCGACCUCCCCUAUAAUCUGACCGUGAACGAGAACGGUACCACACUGUGUGACUUUCAGUUUGCUGCUUUUGGAGCCUCGAUGCCCCAUCAAGUGUUCCCAGUCCUGUGUGCUUUCAUCGCUCUUCUGUCUGCACUGGCAAUGAUCCUGGACGGACACCUUGUUUCCCUCCACCUCUACCUCAUCUGGAAAGGCCUCACCACUUAUGACUACAUCCUACUGCUACGUGACAAAGGACCCAAAGAUCCCCUCUACCGACGAAUUCUCAACAAACUGAGGGGAAAGAACAAGAAGAACAGAGUUGUUCCCUCCGACUCGCAAUUUGAUAACGACCUCCGUGCAAUGGAAGAAGGACGCCUCUCGUCCUACUCUGACCAACACUCAUACUCUGCCUCACCUUAUGGAUCUGUUGGAAUGGUGAACUUUGGACGAACUCCUACCGCGAGUAUUGACUCGUUUAGUUCCCACCUCUCUGUGGAACGUCAGCUGGCUAUGACCUUGUCCCGCGUGUCCCCCACUGAAUCAGACAUUGACACCCCCACGUUCGUGGAGUUGGCCCCCCUCCCCCCAUCCACCCACACUACGGCCUCACCCACCAGAACAUCUAAGGAUGAAAAUGGCUCCAAUUCCUCGCUCCCGGACCACCUCCUCUCCUGCCCACACCCCACACUCUCAUACACAGGCACACGAUUUGCCUCCGCUGGUGCCCUAAACCUAGAGUCCACCCCGGCCAAAGACAACAGCCUAAUCGGGACCUCAUCUCAAUCAGACCCCACCAUUCCCCCUGUUGUAAGGAAAAGCGUGCAUUAUUUUUUCGUAUUGGAUCCCCCUCGAUCACUGUCUGCCUCUCGACCACUCCCCCCCAUUGGAUCCUCUCCCUCGAGCUCUGGGAAAAAUACCACCUCGAAAAAACGGCCCAAGAAACCGAAAGCUCCUAAGGAGCUGCCCGCCCUGCGCAAUAAUGGUGGAGCUGUGACUUCCUCACAACAGGAGACUGCUUCAAGCGUUUCUGAUCCAUCGUCUACCCAAGACUCAGGUGCUGGCACCGUUGUCUAAAUGGAACUCAUGAAACGGAACUCGGACACUGAACGAUUUUAUUUUUGUGUGUUUUGAAUGAAUCAGGACCCCUCAGAACAAUUUCAUUGUUUAUGCUGUGAAUAUUGUUACUGAAUAUUCAUUUCCUGUCAAUGAUUUGGCAGUACAUAAA